AUGACCAGCGAGAAUGUUCUGCAGCCACUGUCGCGGCCAUGGCAGCUGUACAAGACACGCUAUCGUCGGCUCAAAGGUGCAUUGCGUGAUGUUGUGACCGAGGAUCUCCGAGAGAUCACGGGCAACCGGACCAUCAGGAUGUCAUGGACCGCAGUCGACUUUCACCAACGAGUUGAGCUGCCAUACGGUGUUGCCCUUGUGGGAUGGCCAACCAAUGUUGCCCGCACAAACCUCAGCAAGAUCGGAGGGUGUGAGAUUCUCGAUGAUCUGCUCAUGAAGUGGCAAACGGGCAAAAUGCGGUUUGAGCGUCUGGAACCGGCAAAGCGGCCUGUCAGGCUAGAGCUUCGGCGAUGCACACGGAGUGAUACCGGGCGCUCGCAUGUGUUUGUUGACAAGAAAGUGUCAUUGAAGCGAAUGCGACGGGGUAACAAGGUUCCGAAAAGUGCGCCGAUCAUCGAAAACUCAGAUGUUGGCUCAGAUGCAGAUGCCGCCGCCGAGGGGAAUAUCGGGAGCAGGGCAGAGUCAGCUGAUGAAAACGAGAGUCGAAUUUGCAAGCGGCGCAGGCUGGAUCUCGGCAAUCUUGCUGAUGACCAAAAUGGCAACUCAUCAGCUCCGGAAACAAUUGAGGAUUUCUCAUCAGAUGCCCGGUCACUUGCCGAGACGAUUGAGGAUGCCGAUGACUGGGAGUAA
Postia placenta MAD-698-R-SB12 is the source of this 690-nucleotide messenger RNA. RefSeq lists its product as hypothetical. NCBI's taxonomy places the organism in Eukaryota, Fungi, Basidiomycota, Agaricomycetes, Polyporales, Adustoporiaceae. Bases 1 to 690 code for a protein of 229 amino acids. The record is from RefSeq and is a predicted model, not a curated record. The transcript has 2 exons.